AGGGCUCGGACGCCGCGGCUGCGGCGGGGAUCCUCUGACGGCGCCUCUGCGCUCCGUGGAACCCGCCGCGAGGGGGACUCCCGUUUGCCUCGCCAGGCGCUGGGCACGAGGCGCGAUGGGCUGUUCCAGCAGCGCCCAGACCCAGACCCAGGACAGCAGCCGGCCGGCUGCAAAACCCAGCGACACCAACGGGCUGCAGAAAUGUGCUACUUCAGAUGAAAACUUUCCAACCACAGAGGAAAAUGAAACUAUUCCUGACCAGACAAAGUUAGACCCAAUGGAGGAGGUGGAUCUCACACCUGGGGAAACAAAACCUAGUGAGAAUCUUCCAGCAGAGGAGCCAGAAGUUUUGAUUCCAGCACCAGCAGAAUGUGUUAAUUCUAACUAUAAAAGAGUGGAUCUGGAGGGCACUCAACCGCCGCCUGCGGGACCGGCAGAGGGCACUGGGAUACCGCCGCCUGCCGGACCGACAGAGGGCCCUGGGAUACCGCUGCCUGCAGGACCGACAGAGGGCACUGGGAUACUGCCGCCUGCCAGACCGGCAGAGGGCCCUGGGAUACCGCCGCCUGCCGGACCGACAGAGGGCCCUGGGAUACCGCCGCCUGCCGGACCGACAGAGGGCCCUGGGAUACCGCCGCCUGCCGGACCGACAGAGGGCCCUGGGAUACCGCCGCCUGCCGGACCGACAGAGGGCCCUGGGAUACCGCCGCCUGCAGGACCGACAGAGGGCACUGGGAUACCGCCGCCUGCCGGACCGACAGAGGGCCCUGGGAUACCGCCGCCUGCAGGACCGGCAGAGGGCACUGGGAUACUGCCGCCUGCCAGACCGGCAGAGGGCACUGGGAUACCGCCGCCUGCCGGACCGGCAGAGGGAAGUGUCAGCCCUGUAACAGAAAUCGUCAGGAAAGUACAAAGUAACGAAGAGGACCAACUCAUUGAGGGUGAGACGGGAGAAAAAGUGGAAACUGAGAAGCACAGUGAGCUAGUAAGUGAGGGGACUGAAACAAAAGAAGAAGAAGAAACAGGAGAAGCUGUGGAUGCUUCAGCAGCAACAGAGAUAGAGGCAAUGAAUAACGAGGAAUGAGAGUCAGGUCUAUAUGGACUUCCUCUUCUUGGUCCUAUCAGCUGUUCAAAUGAACAUUCUUUAAUCUAAUGGCUUUUGGGGGGAAAACUAUCAGGAUUUAAAAAAAGCUUUUAUGGACUUCGCUACAAGCAUUAACAAAGGGCACCAAAAAAAAAAAAAAAAUUAAGUAUUUUUCCUGAAGUCAAGUUGCCAAGACUUCAACAAGUAAUUGAAAUGUAUGAACUUUUUACUUAUCUGCCAUAGAGUGCCUUCUAUACACUGCUAAUAGAUUGGAAAGAAUUGUCAUAUAAAACAGUCUAUCUGCUCAAUCUUCAUUUAAGAGUUUUCCAGGUUAAAAUGAGUAACUUAAAAUCAAUCUGAGGAGCACUGUUAUAAUUGGUAUCAACUAGCAUUAUACAGGAUGCAAAAGAUACAGUACAGGCGAGUCUCAUCUUACGCUGGAGUUACGUUCCGCUGUCAGUGCGUAAAGCGAAAAUCACGUAUAGUCAAAAUUACAUUGAGUGUAAUGGCAGGCAGAAUCACCUGCACUACAGGUACAGUAUUCAAAUUGUUAUUUUUCUCUUUUUUUGUUUUUGUUUUUUGCCGACCGCGCAAAGCUGAAUUCGCGCAUGUUAAAUGUGCGUAAGAUGAGACUCGCCUGUACUGCAUGUUUUUUCAAUGUUAGUGCUAGAUUGAGAUCAGAAACAUAGGUCCAGUCCUGAUCCCAAACCUUACACAGGUGAGUAGUUUCAAUGAGUGCAUGGACUACUCAUAUUUAUCAAGUUGCUCAAGUGCGUAGAUAUAUACAGGAUUAGGACCUGAGAGCACCCAUUUAACAGGACCUGGCUAGAUGCAACAAUCAAUUUUUCAAGAAGAUAAAGAAUACAUAGCAUGUGACACCGUCUGAUAACAAAUGUCUUUUGGUGACUUUAAAAAAAAAGUUACUGAUAGGAUAGCAGUAGCACAUAUACUUGGUAACUAUUGCAGUGGAAGAAUUAUUGCAGUGGAAGAAAGCAUUUAAAAUAUUUUAUAUUUUAUUAUAGAUUUUAUGCUCAUAGUAUCAGUCCUGGCACACCUAAGGAAGUACAAAAAGAAACUUUGCAAUUUCUAAAACUCAGAUGGAUACAAAUUAUUAAUAAAAUUACAUUUAGACACUGUAUAGUUUCUAAAAUAAUGAUAAAAUAAAAUAAUUAUAAACAUUCUAGCCACAUUUUCCUGAUAGUGUUAUCUUAAAAAAAAAAAUUAUACUGUGUGGAUUCGUACUUGGUUUACAACAUGCUAAAUACUGCUCCUGAAGCUGAAGUUGAACAAUGAAGCCUUUCAACAUAAACUUCCUGUGGAAACAAGCCUUGAAACAGCUGAUUUCAUGGAUGUGAUAGAGGAUAUAUCUGUCCUGAUACUGAACAGGAAGAAAGACACUACUGAUUAUCGCUGGGACUGUGUUGGCAAAACUCUUUGGCAUAAGAAAUCAGAGGACUGCAGUCGGGGAGGAAAGAUGAGGUUUUUCAGAAUGGGUGAGCACUUAUUGGCUCCAUUUAGGAGGUCUUCACAUAAGUGUUAAAGAUAAACACAAUUUAUAAACUACUUAGAGACAAAGUCUGCAUUGUGUGUGCACAUCUGACUCCAGCUGGCUUUGGUUUGUGUUAAAUAUUUAGAUUUAUAUCCAUUGCCUUUUAAUUUUUCACUUCAGCUAAUAUUGGUCAUGUUUGCUGUGUUAUUUCUUACAGUCUUCUAUUUCUUAAUGUCCUGUUCAGACUAUUGAAAUUAACUAUGUUUUGAUUAAGAUAGGAAACACCACCAAUUUUAGGUUGGAAAUACCCAUUUUCCUUAUCUGCAGCCUACAUGUUGUAUCAAGUCACAGUUGUUUUAUGGGGUUCUAUGUUCUUUGCAAUUCCAUAGAUGAAACAAAUGUAAUCAGUUAAAUUUUCUACUGAAUAUGCUGCUGUUUUAAAAAUACUGCAGCUUUUACAAAACUCAGCUAAAAUGCAUGUCUUUUUUUUUUUUUUUUAAUUUCUGUGGUUCGAUGUUGCUGGAGCCUUUUUACUAGUUCUCUAAUAUUGGACUAAAAUCAAAUCAAAGCAACUGCCCCUCGUUACUUUUUUCUGAUACACAAUUCCAAUAUUGGCACAGAAAUAUGAAACAUUUUAAAGGAUUUAAAUAUACUAAUAGUAAUUAAUAGUAGGCAUUCCAGUCAGCAAGACCAGAAAUGGUAGCAGCAGCAGCUUCGUUAGCUUUUUAAAUGUAACUUUAUAAAUAAUUAAGAUAACCUAUAGACUGCACAAUCUCAUUACCAUGGCACUAACUGCAUACCAGUGGCCUCUUCAAAGAAACAAGUGAAAACAUCCAUAUACGUCACACCACACAACUUUUUUGAAAUCAUUUAACAAUUUUUAAUUGGAAGAAAAAGGACUGUGAGUCUGCCAAUGUCUCAGCAAUACUUGCCUUCCUCAAACACAGUCACUUCCUUGUGUACUUCAUGAUUACAGUUAGCAUAGAUGUUACUUCAUCCCAUCCAUUCUAAAAGCAGAAGAGCUUUUCUGAUUGUAUGUGGAAAACAAUAAACUGCCACAAAAACUAUUUUUACUGUCCAAAUUACUCUAUCGCUACCUCCAGAAAUAAGACAAGCACUAACAUUCUAGUGCUAGUAAUGCCAAUGUUCUGUAAGAUAACAAUGUAUACACUGUUACCUUACAAGCAUCUAUGCACAGCUAAGGCCCAGAGGGCCAAAUUAUGUCCUGACAUACACCUCUGCAAUCACAGUGAAAUCAAGGGGGUUGCUGAGGACAGAUAUUGGUUCUUGGAUCAAAUAGUAAUUACACCAUGUUAAAGGUUAAUGUUUGUAUUUGCUGGUGUGAUAUGUUUACAAGGCCUACCUACGGAGUUAUGCCUGUGCACCUUAAAGGAGAUUUUUUUUUUGUCUAUUUCAGUCUGAAAAGCCAUUUUCAGAAACAUUUGUAGAAAGAGCUAGUGUCAGGUCCUUGGACUUGGCAUAAAAUUGACUCAUGCUGAUAGACAGAUCUAAUGAGUCCUAUUCGCUCCAACCAGGGGUUUGUGUAUCACUUCAUGCCAGAGGGAAUGAGGGUCAGGGACAGGUCAGCAAGGGUAACCUUAGGAAUAUCCACAUUCAUGAGCAAGAUCUGGUAGGAAGAUUGUUCAUUUAGCCUCUUCCUGGGUGUCCUUUAUUGCUAAGUUUGGACCUUAUCCACUAUGUGUGCGCAUGCAUAUACCGUCUUAGGAACACAAUGAGACUGUCCCUUGCUUACAGAACUAUUUUGCAGUCUGCUUAGCCAGAUUCGGAUAUUUCAUAUAAUGUCUUUUCAAAUAAAUAUGGUAGUUGCUGUUGAUAUCAAGAAGGGUGAGGUGCUCUAAGCCCGGGGUUCUCAAAUUUCGUUGCACCGCAACCCCUUUCUGACAAAAAUUACUACACAACCCCUGGAGGGGGGACUGAAGCCUGAGCCCACCCGAGCCUGAGCUUCACUGCCCUUGGCAGGGGGUGCAAAGCCAAAGCCUGAAGGCUUCAGCCCCAGGAAGGGGGCCUGUACCGUGAGCCCUGCUCCCCAGGGCUGAAGCCAAAGCCUGAGCCCUGCCACCAGGGCUGAAGCCCUAAGACUUGGGCCUCAGGCCUUGGCGCUGAGGCUUCGACUUCGGCUUCAGCCCCGGGUCCCAACAAGUCUGUUAGCCCUGGCGACCCCAUUAAAACAGGGUUGUGACCCACUUUGCGGUUUGAACCCUCAGUUUGAGAACCGCUGCUCUAAGCAUAUAGGUGCUCUCAGUUGAGGAUUAGUUAGUAAUUUUGACAAGGAUGGUAGUUUUAUGAAAGUUAGAUUAUGUACAUGGAUUUCUAUUUCUGCUUUGUUCAAGCUCUAGGGAAUUUAACUAUUUGGGGGAAAUAUUAAAGAACACACUGUAGCACAAACUUGUUUAAAAUUUGUUUUACCUUCAAAUUAAUUUAUUAGAUAAGUAGGCUUGGCAGAAUUUGAUUUUUUUUUUUAAUAUAUAUAAUUUUGACAUUUUAUAUUUUUAUUGAUUUUUAAAUUUUCACAGUUGUCGAAAAAUAUGGGAUGGGAGUAUCAGCUGAUAGGGCGGGUCAGACAAUAAUUAUUUAAUGACAGUGGAUGUUGAUUCAAAAAGUUAAAGCUUUAUAACUGUUAAAACACAAAUUGUCAGCAUCACAGGAAAUCUCCUAAAAUCAAACUCUAAUAAGUUCCCAUGUAGUAUUUUUUCUUACUUUGCCUAUCUGUACAUGUUCAUUAUCAUUGAUGGAAAUAUUUUCCCAUCAGUUUCUGUGUGUACAGUGAAAUUGACCUUUACUGACAUUCACCAAUAAAAAUCUAAUCCUCCCAAUCUUAUAGCUGAAUCACAUUUAAGCACUUUUUUUAAAAAAAGAUUUAACUAGUGUUAAAAUGGUAAAUGAUGUGUUAUAACUGCAUAUUGUAAACUGAAUUGUUAAAAUUGUGCAUGUUAUGUCCCCAAACCAGGAAUGCCCUUAUGUAAGUGCUCAGCUUUAAACACAUUAAUAAUAAUCCCAUUGAAAUCAAUAUGACUAUUCCUGUGUUUAUGUACUUUGCUGGAUUAAGGCCUAAAAAUGACGAAAUGAUAUACUUAUGAUACCCAUUUUUCAUACUGAAGAAUUUUGGAUUAAAACAUAAUAGAAGUGUUCUUGCUCUUUUUGCCUUCUGUAAAAAUAAAAUGAGGUGAUGUUAUGUAUAUUGUAAUUUAAUUUUAAAAAUAAAAUGUUUAAACACA
Molecule: messenger RNA, 5809 nt
Organism: Malaclemys terrapin pileata
Lineage: Eukaryota; Metazoa; Chordata; Testudines; Emydidae
Gene: ERICH5
Product: glutamate rich 5
Exons: 4
Coding region: 116-1084 (322 amino acids)
Source: RefSeq, a predicted model, not a curated record